Messenger RNA from Apis laboriosa (Himalayan honeybee), 10322 nucleotides. It is a transcript of the gene Dnah3, whose product is annotated as dynein axonemal heavy chain 3-like. Bases 37 to 10245 code for a protein of 3402 amino acids. Gene Ontology annotation, molecular function: dynein light intermediate chain binding; ATP hydrolysis activity; ATP binding. NCBI's taxonomy places the organism in Eukaryota, Metazoa, Arthropoda, Insecta, Hymenoptera, Apidae. The record is from RefSeq and is a predicted model, not a curated record. Gene Ontology annotation, biological process: microtubule-based movement. The transcript has 6 exons. Gene Ontology annotation, cellular component: dynein complex.
GCUGGUCAUGCUAAAAAAGUUUUAGAUAAUUUUUUUAUGAUCGAACCAAUUCCAUAUUUACAUGAAUUUGAACAAAAAAUAAAAGGAUAUGAUGAGCUUAGACAAGAAAUUUGUAUUUUUCGAAACAAGAUCCCUUUGAACAUGAUAGAGAUUGACUGCACGAUCGUAAAUGAUACUUUAAGACAAAUUCUUUAUGAUCUUCGUAUGCAAAUCUGUGAUUUCUUUGCAAAUGAACUACGAUCCAACAAUCGUGAAUUGUGUUCCGCUUUUGAUGUAAUAGCGGAAAAUAUUUCGCAAAUGCCUGAAAAAACAAGAGAUGUCGUUGAGUUGUACAAUUAUUUGUGCGAAAGUCGAGAUACAACCUUGUUCAAUUUAAAAAGGAAAUUAUUGCGUUCCGUAGAAUUGAUAUUAUUCCUUUUUGAUUAUCAUCCACUCUCGGAUGAUGAUAUUUAUUUGAAUUCCCGAACUAUCACAUGGCCGAAAGAAAUGGAAAUCGUAAUGGAAUUAGCGAGUACGAGAUUAAAUAUGAGAAAGGAUUACCUGGAAGAAGUGUUACGUAUAAAGCGGGAUAAUUUUGAUCAAAAGAUACGCGAGAUACAAUUGGCGAUUGAUCAAUUUAAAAGAAAGGAUCCACCUGUAUUGACCAUGGAUGAAAUGGAAAUCGCAGUGGAAGAAAUUGAACGUCUUUCCAAAGCAAUGGAAGAGAUUAGGAAGGAAGUUGAAGAGAUCAACGAAGAAGAAGGACUUUUAGACAUGGAAUUAAGUCCGUAUUUGGUAAUUCCGAUAAUGUCAAUGUUAGUCAAUGCACUCGAUACUCUUUGGCACAUAGCAUUAAAUUUUCACAAGAAUUAUGACAAAUGGUUCUACGGUCCAUUUUUCAAUCUCGAUGCGGAUGACAUUAAAGACGAAGUUGACAACAUCUGGCGUACAUUAUACAAAUUGAUUCGUAUUCUUGCUGAUAUUCCAGGUGCACGAAAAAUUGCCGAAAUGGUCCGUGCAAAAGUGGAUAAAUUUAAGCAAUUUAUCCCACUUUUGCAAAUUAUAUGUACCCCUGGAUUACAGGAUCGACAUUGGAAUUUAAUAAGCCAAAUAAUACAUGCAGAUAUAAUAUUGACAGCUGUGAGCAGUCUUUCGGACAUGGUAGAGUUGGGGUUGUUGCUUCAUAUAGCUAAACUUGAAGAAAUAGCUUCAGCUGCUAUUAAAGAGUAUACGCUUCAACAAAGUUUGAAAAAGAUGAAGGAAGAGUGGUCAGAAAUUGAAUUUAAAUUUGUACCGUAUCGUGAAACCGGUGUUUUUAUAUUAACUGCUAUUGAUGAUAUUCACCAAUUAUUGGACGAUCAUAUUUUGAAAGCUCAAACUAUGAGAAGUUCUCCCUUCAUAAAAGCUUUCGAAGAGGAAAUGCAAAUUUGGGAAAAUAAAUUGUUGUUGAUGCAAGACAUUAUCGAUCAAUGGUUAACAUGUCAAGCAACUUGGAUGUACUUAGAACCUAUAUUUAGCAGUGAAGAUAUUGUACGCCAAAUGCCGACGGAAUCUAAGAAUUUUCGUAGAAUGGACAAGAUUUGGCGUAAAAUUACAGCGUACGCUUACGAACAUACUUACGUGCUCAAAGUUACCGAUAUGCCGAACAUAUUACAAGAAUUAAUAUUAUGUAAUUCAUUAUUGGACGAGAUACAGAAAGGUUUAAACGAAUAUCUCGAGAAGAAACGUUUGUUCUUUCCAAGAUUUUUCUUCCUAUCAAACGACGAACUUUUGGAGAUAUUGUCCGAAACUAAAGAUCCUCAGAGAGUGCAGCCUCAUUUAAGGAAAUGUUUCGAAGGUAUUAGUAAAUUACGAUUUACCAAAGAUGAAGAAAUUAUUGGAAUGUUAUCGGCCGAGGAUGAAUACGUUCCUCUUAGUGGUAAGAUUUAUCCAGCGGAUGCUAAAGGAAUGGUCGAGAGAUGGUUGUGCCAAGUCGAAGCAUUAAUGAUAGCCUCGCUUCGAGAUAUUGCCGAGCAAAGUAUCAUCGCUUAUUUCGAUACACCUAGAGAGGAAUGGAUAUUCAGUUGGCCUGGUCAAAUUGUUAUUUGUUGUAGUCAGAUACAUUGGACUAGCGAAGUUUGCGAAUCAUUCGAAAAUAAAACUACCGAGGAAUAUUUAGACCAGUGCAAUCAUCAAAUUGAAAAAACAGUUACUAUAGUUAGAGGUAGACUGGAGGCUGGCGCGAGGAUAACGAUAAACGCUUUAAUCGUAAUAGAUGUUCAUGCGCGAGAUGUAUUACGUCUACUCAUUGAGAAAAAAGUAAAUAACAUUAUGGAUUUUGAUUGGAUAUCACAGUUAAGAUAUUACUGGGUGGAACACAGCAUUAUCGUUUCUAUGAUCACAACCACGGUAGCAUAUGCGUUUGAAUAUCUUGGAAAUACAUCAAGACUUGUGAUAACUCCGUUAACCGAUCGAUGUUACAGAACUCUAAUGAGCGCUUUAAAAUUAAAUCUGGGCGGCUCGCCCGAAGGUCCAGCAGGAACUGGUAAAACAGAAACGGCAAAAGAUCUUGCCAAAGCUGUCGCCAAGCAAUGCGUCGUUUUUAAUUGUUCGGAGGGGCUCGAUUUUCAAGCAAUGGGUAAAUUUUUCAAGGGGCUUGCACAAUCAGGAGCGUGGUCCUGUUUCGAUGAGUUUAAUAGAAUAGACUUGGAAGUUCUUUCGGUGAUUGCACAACAAAUUUUAACCAUACAGAUGGCUAUAAGUGCAAAAUUGGAGACAUUUAUAUUCGAAGGUACAGAAUUAAAGCUGAACCCUACAUGUUACGUUAUCAUAACAAUGAAUCCCGGUUAUGCCGGCCGUCAAGAACUGCCUGACAAUUUGAAAGUUCUUUUCCGUACGGUUGCGAUGAUGGUGCCAGAUUAUGCCAUGAUAGGAGAGAUCACCUUGUACUCUUUUGGUUUUAUAGAUGCAAAAAAUCUGGCAGAGAAGAUAGUUCAUACGUACAAAUUAUGUUCUGAACAAUUAAGCUCGCAAAAUCAUUACGAUUAUGGUAUGCGAGCUGUGAAAACCGUACUCAUCGCAGCUGGAAACUUAAAGUUAAAAUACCCUAUACAGAAUGAGUCUAUUUUGGUUCUUCAAGCGAUCAUCGAUGUCAAUCUACCGAAAUUUUUGGCUCAAGAUAUUCCUUUGUUCAAUGGAAUAUACACGGAUCUCUUCCCAGAUACCAUUUUACCACCUCCGCAUCGCGAGGAAUUAAUAGAAAUAAUAUUUAUCAUUUUAAACAAACGUAAUCUUCAGCCCACGCCUUGGUACAUAGAGAAAAUACUUCAAAUUUACGAGAUGCUAUUGGUACGCCAUGGCUUGAUGAUCGUAGGCCACACCUUGAGCGGAAAGACUCAGGCGUAUCAAGUUUUAGCCGAAUCAUUGGGCGAGUUAUCUGGUAGAAGACGCGUUGUCAUGAGAGAAUUUCCAACGAUUUACAAGAUAAUUAAUCCAAAAUCUAUUACGUUGGAUCAGCUUUAUGGUAGUUUCGAUCCGAUAUCGCAUGAGUGGAGUGAUGGUGUUUUAGCCAAUAUUUUUAGAGAGUUUGCGCAAUCUAUAUCGGUGGACCGGAAGUGGAUAGUUUUCGAUGGUCCCGUUGAUGCUGUAUGGAUCGAGAGCAUGAAUACGGUUCUCGAUGAUAAUAAGAAACUUUGUUUGAUGUCCGGAGAGAUUAUUCAAAUGUCAGUUAAGAUGAACAUGAUGUUUGAGCCGGCCGAUUUGGAGCAUGCCUCGCCAGCUACCGUUAGUAGAUGCGGCAUGAUUUACAUGGAGCCAUCCGAACUUGGUUGGCACGCGCUAUUUAAUUCGUACAAAACGUAUCUUAGGAAUAAGUUACUUAUCGAGCAGUACGAAUUGAUCGUAGAAUUGAUCGAAUGGUUAACCAAACCAAUUCUAUUUUUUAUACAUAUAUAUUGCAAAAUAUUUGUAGAGGUGUCAGAACUUCAUAUGUUUCUGUCUUUUACAAAACUUUUCACCGCAAUGUUGGACGGAGAAGUACAAGUUAGUACAGUUUGGCUUCAAUGCGUUUUAUUAUUCAGCUUAGUUUGGGGAAUGUGUUCAACAUUAACGAGCGAUAGUAGAAAAAUUUUCGACGUCUAUUUAAGAAAAUUAUUACUUGGAAACGACGAAGAACAUCCUAGACCGAAAGCGUUUAAAUUAACGAAACAACAGAUCUUCCCUGACAAAGGAACCGUUUACGAUUGGAUAUAUGAUAAAAGAAAUAAUGGAACCUGGAUACCAUGGAUGGACACAUUAUUACAGGAGUCUCUGUUACCAGAUGUAAAAUCCGAAUUAAUCGUGCCCACAAACGAAGUAGUGAUCCAAUAUUUCUUCAUGACUCAUCUUCUCCACAGAUCAAUACCUAUUUUAUUUGUCGGGCCAACUGGCACCGGGAAAUCCGUAAUUGUAUUAAAUUACUUAGAAUUUCUACCCAGAGAUAGAUACAUUGAAAAUAUUAUAAAUUUGAGCGCGCGUACCACUGCAAAUCAAACUCAAGAGAUAGUAAUGUCAAAGUUAGAUCGUAGAAGGAAAGGUGUGUUUGGACCGCAAAUGGGGAAGAAAUGCGUUUUGUUCGUCGACGAUCUAAGCAUGCCAAUGAAAGAAAUAUAUGGGGCUCAGCCACCGAUCGAGCUCAUUCGUCAAUGGAUAGAUCACGGCCAUUGGUACAAUCUAAAGGAUACAACAACGUUGUAUUUAGUGGACAUGUUUUUGAUCUGUGCCAUGUUACCACCUGGAGGUGGUUCGAACGUAGUCACGCCUAGAUUGCUUCGACACAUGCAAAUAAUUGGUAUCGAUUUUUUCGAAGAAGUGACAAUGAGCAAAAUAUUCUUUUCAAUUCUCGAGUCACAUUUCGCGAAAGGAUUUUUGCCGGAAGUCUCGAGAUUGGGAAGAAUGGUAGUGAGCGCGACAAUGGACAUAUAUCUCGGCGCAAUACGAACGUUUCUACCGACACCUGCAAAGAGUCAUUAUACUUUCAAUUUGCGCGAUUUUAGCCGCGUUAUCAAGGGUAUACUUUUGGUCCCAGGCCCUAGGAUAAAGGAGCCGGAUAAAUUAAUCAGACUUUGGGUUCAUGAAAUAUACAGGGUUUUUCACGAUAGGCUAAUAGAUACCGCCGAUCGGGAAAAAUUGUUCACAAUGGUUCACUUCACUUGUUACGAUCAAUUACGUCAACCGUUGGCAAAAGUACUCGGUAGACUGUUAAAAAAAGGAGAGAAAGACGUUACGAGUUCUCACAUGCAAGAUCUGUUGUUCGGUAAUUACAUAGAUCCUGACGCUGUUCCCAAAGUAUACGACGAAGUGGAAGACUUGUACGAUUUGCAGCAAAAAAUGGAAUAUUAUUUAACGGAGUACAAUAUGCUUUCUAAAACGCCGAUGCCGUUGGUUUUGUUCAGAUACGCCAUUGACCAUAUUUCUCGAGUUUCUCGAAUAUUACAGCAAGAAAAUGGACAUGCUCUUUUAAUAGGAAUAGGUGGAUCAGGGAGAAGUUCUUGCGCUAAAUUAGCGACACAUAUGAGCGAAUACGUUCUCUAUAAUAUAGAAAUUACCACGACUUACGAAUUUUCGGAAUGGAGAGAGGAUGUGAAGAAUUUGUUGUUGCGCGUAGGAUGCGAUGGAAAAUCUACUUCUUUCCUUUUCGGUGACCAUCAGAUCAAAGACGAAUUGUUCGUCGAAGAUAUAAAUAUGAUUUUGAACACGUCCGACGUGCCAAAUUUAUACGAUACCGAGGAAAAAGCUCAAAUUUUGGAUAAAAUGUCGACCAUAAUGCAUGCCAUAGGAGGGAGGAAAAUCGAGGUCACUCCUAUGAUACUUUAUAACUUAUUUCUCGAAAGAAUAAAGAAAUGUCUCCACUUGAUCUUAACGAUGUCUCCUAUAGGAGAUAAAUUUCGAAAUCGUUUGAGAAUGUUCCCUUCGCUGAUAAAUUGCUGCACCAUUGAUUGGUUUACCAUUUGGCCCGAGGAUGCCCUGGAAAAGGUAGCACGAGUUUCGUUACAAAAUAUCAAUAUCAGUUCGAGUUUACGAGAAAAAUGUGUUAAUAUUUCACAAAAGUUCCAUAUAAGUAUCUCAUUGGCCAGCGAGGAUUAUUUUAUCACGCAAGGUAGAAGGUAUUACGUAACACCGACCAGUUUCCUACAGCUUAUCAAAUCGUUUUGCCAAUUGUACGAUCGGAAAAUAGAAGAGAUCACCGCGCAGCAAAGGCGAUACGAGAUGGGAUUGGAAAGGUUGGAUUUCGCAGCGAACGAAAUAGCAUUAAUGAAGGAAGAACUUCAAGCGUUGCAACCAAAAUUGCUAGCUCAGUCGGAAUUGAGCAACCAACUGAUGAUCAAAAUCGAACAGGACACUAUCAACAUCGAGGCGAGAAAAGAAGUCGUGGCUGCCGAGGAAGCUUUGGCGAACGAGGCCGCUGCCGCUGCACAAGCUAUAAAGGAUGAUUGUGAGAGUGAUUUGGCCGAAGCAACGCCUGCGUUGGAAGCUGCAUUAGCCGCGCUGGAUACUUUGAAACCGGCGGAUAUCAGUAUCGUACGAGCUAUGAAGGCUCCACCGGCAGGUGUAAGAUUGGUGAUGGAGGCUAUUUGCGUUUUGAAAGGUGUUAAACCUGACAGGGUCACCGACCCGGCGACCGGCCGAGUCGUGGAAGAUUACUGGCCAGCUUCCAUAAGGAUAUUGGGCGAUUUGAAGUUUCUCGACAGCUUGAAGAACUUUGACAAGGAUAACAUACCGCCGGCGUAUAUGAAGAUAAUUCGGGACAAAUUUAUAAACGACAGAAGUUUUCAACCCGAGGCUAUCAAGAAAGUUUCGACGGCUUGCGAAGGUCUUUGCAAAUGGGUACGAGCGAUCGAGGUUUACGAUCGAGUGAUUAAAGUCGUUAAGCCUAAACAAGUGAUGCUGGCAGAGGCCGAGGCUGCUCUUGCCAAACAAAUGGAAGCUUUGAACGCUAAAAGAGCAUUGCUUCUGGAAGUUACUCAGAAAUUGCAAGCGUUGAACGAUGAAUUUGUCGAGUGCAUGAAAGAAAAGAAGAAGCUCGAGGAUCAGAUUGAUUACUGUAUGAAAAAGUUGGAAAGGGCUGAAAAAUUGCUAGGCGGUUUAAGCGGGGAGAAACAUAGAUGGCAGGAAACGGCUAUUAUGCUAGGCGCGAGUCUGUAUAACGUUAUCGGAGAUGUUUUGUUAUCUUCAGGGGUAAUUGCUUAUUUCGGAGCUUUCACCGUAGAAUAUCGAAAUAAAUUAAUCGAGGAAUGGCAUAAAUCUUGCGUGGAAAUAAAAAUCCCAUGCAGACAAAAGUUUGAUUUAAUCGAUAUUUUGGGUAAAUCGGUGGAGAUCAGAGCAUGGAUAAUUUUUGGUUUACCAGCGGAUCAUUUUUCCGUUGAGAAUGCUAUAAUCGUGAAAAACGCGGAUCGAUGGCCGCUUAUGAUCGAUCCGCAAAACCAGGCAAAUAAAUGGGUAAAAAAUAUGGAGAGAGAGAAUAAUUUGGCGGUGAUUAAACUGUCUGAUCCAAAUUACGUGAAAAUAGUAGACACUGCUAUACAGAUUGGCAUACCUGUUUUGUUGGAAAAUAUUUUUGAAGAAAUAGAUGCGAUAUUGGAACCUGUGCUUCUCAAAAACGUUUAUAAAGAACGUGGUGUUUUAUAUAUAAAAUUUGGAGAAAAUGUUAUCGAAUAUGAUCCUAAUUUUCGAUUUUACAUUACAACGCGUUUAAGAAAUCCUCAUUAUUUGCCAGAAAUAGUUGUGAAAGUAACGUUGUUAAAUUUUAUGAUUACACCUCAAGGACUUAAGGAUCAAUUAUUAGGUAUCGUCGUAGCCCGAGAAUUGCCUGUUCUCGAAGAACGAAAGAAUCAAUUAAUCGUGGAAGAAGCGAAUAACAAAAGAAUAUUGGAGGAAAUAGAGAAUAAAAUUUUAGAAGUUUUGUCUGUAGCGGAAGGGAAUAUUCUCGAGGAUGAAACGGCUAUUACAAUCUUGUCGACCUCAAAGAGAUUGGCUGAGGAGAUCGAAGCUAAGCAAAAAAUAGCUGCUAAUACGGCGUUAGAAAUUGAUUUCGCCCGUGGUAAAUAUAAACCUGCUUCCGAGCAUGGUUCCGUUUUAUUUUUUUGUAUUUCCGAAUUAGCAAAUAUCGAUCCUAUGUACCAAUACUCUUUACCGUGGUUCAUUCACCUGUAUGAAAUGUCGAUAGCUAAAAGUGAACAUAGCGAUGAUCUCGAGAUUCGAAUAAAAAGCUUAAAUACAUAUUUUACGGCUAGUAUUUACAGAAACGUGUGCCGUUCUUUAUUCGAAAAGGAUAAAUUGAUAUUUUCUUUCGUUUUAUGUAUCGGCCUUUUACGUGCCGAUAAUAAAAUCGAAGAAGAUCUUUGCACAUUUUUAUUAGCGGGUGAUGUAGUUCUGGACAAUCCUUACCCUAAUCCUGAUCCUUCUUGGUUAAGCGAUAAAUCUUGGGCCGAUGUAGUUAGAGCUACAAAUUUGCCUAACGUUGAAAAAUUAAAAAAAUCUCUCGAGACGCACACACUGCAAUGGAAACAUUAUUUCGACUCGAUUAAUCCUCAAGAGGAGAUUUUGCCAGAGCCGUAUCAGGAUGAGACCGAGACUUUGAGAAAGUUGGUCAUACUUAAAUGCAUAAGGCCAGAUAAAAUUGUAGUUGCUGUGCGAAUGUUUGUUGCACAUAAUAUGGAUCGUUCUUUCAUAGAACCUCCUCCGUUCAAUCUUCAAGCAUGUUAUAACGAUUCAACCAACGUGAGCCCUCUUAUUUUCAUUCUUUCUCCUGGAUCUGAUCCAAUGGCGAGUUUAAUCAAAUUUGCGGAAGAUUAUGGAAUAUCAAAAGAGCAUUUAAUGACUAUAUCAUUGGGACAAGGUCAGGGUCCUAUAGCUAUAAAUAUGAUAAAUAAAGGGAUACAAACCGGAGAAUGGGUAGUUCUUCAAAAUUGUCACUUGGCAAUUUCUUGGAUGAAAGAAUUGGACGCAAUUUGCGAUGAAAUUAUUACACCAGAGAAUACGCAUGAUAAAUUUCGAUUAUGGUUAACCAGCUAUCCAUCCAAGGAUUUUCCAAUUUCUAUAUUGCAAAAUGCAGUCAAAAUGACUAACGAGCCGCCAAAAGGAUUGAAGAGUAAUUUAUUGAGGAGUUAUAUGAAUGAUCCAAUAUCGGAUUCAGUUUUCUUUAAUCUUUGUACUAAAAUAAGUCAUUGGAGGAGCUUACUUUUUGCUCUAUGCGUCUUUCAUGCUGUUAUUCAAGAAAGACGUAAUUUUGGACCAUUGGGUUGGAACAUUCCUUAUGAAUUCAAUGAAUCAGAUCUUCGUAUUAGUAUUUUACAAUUGCAACUAUUUUUAGACGAUUAUGAAGAGGUACCAUUUGAUGCACUUCUUUACUUGACUGGUGAAUGCAAUUACGGUGGUCGUGUGACUGAUGAUAAAGAUAGACGUUUGUUAAAUACGUUAUUACGAGAAUAUUACAAUGAGGAAGUUCUUAUCAAUCCACAAUAUUGUUUUUCACCAAGUUGUAUAUACCGUUUACCAGAAAAUACUGAUCAUCAUGGAUGUUUAGAUUAUAUUUAUAAUCUACCUAUUACUCAACACCCAGAAGUAUUUGGUUUACAUGAAAAUGCAGAUAUAACAAAAGAUAAUCACGAAUCAUUGCAAUUACUUAGAGGAGCUUUGUUGACACAGCCGCAUAUUACUGGAGUGGGAGUUGAAAGGGAUAUCGACGAAAUGGUUUAUAAUUUAUGCGAUGAUAUUUCAUCGAAAUUGAAGAUAAAAUUUGAUAUUAUAGCAGUAGCUAAAAAAUAUCCAGUACUCUAUAUAAAUAGUAUGAACACGGUUCUGCGUCAAGAACUUAUUAAAUUUAAUCAUCUUGUUGAUACGAUUAAAAUAACAUUAGCUGAUGUACAAAAAGCCAUUAAAGGAUUAACUUUGAUGUCCUUUGAAUUAGAAGAAAUUUUUUCGAGUAUGAGUAUCGGUAAAGUGCCGCUUACUUGGAAUAAAGUGUCUUAUCCUUCUCUAAAACCGUUAGGAAGUUAUAUUAAUGAUUUAAUAGAGAGAUUAAACUUUUUUCAAAAUUGGAUUGAUUAUGAUGCACCAAUUGUAUUUUGGAUAUCUGGAUUUUUUUUCACACAAUCUUUUCUUACGGGUGCUUUACAAAAUUAUGCCCGCAGACAUAAAAUUCCAAUUGAUAAAUUAGAUUUUGAAUUUGAAGUAACCGAGUUUGAGACUGAUAUCGACAUUGCACCAUCUUAUGGCGUUUACAUAAAGGUAAGAUUUUUAUUAUUAUAAUUAAAUAAAAAAAAAAAUUGAAAAUUGUAAGGAUAUAGAAUAAAAUUGUAAGGAUAUAGAUAAAGAAAAAAAAAAGA